Molecule: messenger RNA, 9982 nt
Organism: Salvelinus fontinalis (brook trout)
Lineage: Eukaryota; Metazoa; Chordata; Actinopteri; Salmoniformes; Salmonidae
Product: transmembrane protein 65-like
Exons: 6
Coding region: 95-556 (153 amino acids)
Biological process (GO): cardiac ventricle development; regulation of cardiac conduction
Cellular component (GO): mitochondrion
Source: RefSeq, a predicted model, not a curated record
CUUCUUCUCCAUAGUAAUGACAUGUCCUUCCAGACAGGACUGACUUCUUCUCCAUAGUAAUGCUUGUUUUCUUUUUCCUCCUUCUUCAGGGGAAAUGGUAAUCGCCCCUCCCACAUCGGCUCAGCUGAGAUACGUUCUUCUACACAACGCCAUUCCUUUUGUAGGAUUUGGUUUUCUGGACAAUGCCAUCAUGAUUGUAGCUGGCACGCAGAUCGAGUUGUCCAUAGGUGUGAUCCUUGGGAUUUCAACCAUGGCAGCUGCUGCCCUGGGGAACCUUGUGUCGGACCUGGCUGGACUCGGCCUUGCAGGUUACGUGGAAGCCCUGGCCUGUCGUUGUGGUUUGGUGGGCCCAGACCUGAACCCCAAACAGGCUGACAUGUGGCAGACCAGAGUUAGCACCCACAGUGGUAAAGCCAUCGGAGUUGCCAUCGGCUGCAUCUUAGGGAUGUUCCCGCUACUCUUCUUCAAAGAUGAGACGAAGAAGAAAGAGGCGGAAAGGGAGGGUAAAGAUGGAUCACUAACCCUCAUCUCCACUGGCAGCAGCAGCAGCAAUUGAGACAACUUGACAGAAAGACUUACCUUCUCGGGAAGAGAGAGAACUUAUCAUUGGACUACCGCUACUUCACAACCUAACUACUGCAUAAUGAAUAACCUCUGUUUCCCAGACAGACAGACCUUCCUAGGUAAACUAGAUUACUAACACUACAGUGUAGGAAGCAUGACUACUGAUGUCACUUGUUGAUGUCAAUGUCUUAAAUAGUUCCUCCUGCAACAUUCAAAAGCAGUAUGAAGAAAAACAACAAUGAUAAAUACAAGUGGACCACUCUUCCAACCAUGUUUUCUGCUGCUUCUUUGUUUUUUUGUUUUGUUUUUUGAGUUGGUGCAACUUUUAUUUUUUGAGUUUGGUGUAACUUGGUCCUAAUCAGUUAGAGGUGACCAGGAUGGAUUCCCGGUGGACUACACUCAGAUCAGUUCAAUUGAACUUCAAUAUCUCUCAAGGGGGAUAUUCCUGCAACAUCUGGUGUAAGUAAUCAACAUGCUGUGGGCUGUUGUCUUGUUAGAUUAAAUGACCGUGUGAGAAGAGGACAAGGCCAGCUGCUAUAGCGAGAUAACACAUUUACAGAAACUAUUCCGUCUUCAGUUGGUAUAGUGAGGCUGGAACUUUCCAACUGGAUUUCAUUGGGGCGGCAGGUAGCCUAGUGGUUAGAGCGUUGGACUAAUAAAUGAAAGGUUGCUAGAUCGAAUCCCCCGAGCUGACAAGGUAAAAAUCUGUUGUUCUGCCCCUGAACAAAGCAGUUAACCCGCUGUUCCUAGGCUGUCAUUGAAAAUAAGAAUUUGUUCUUAACUGCCUUGCCUAGUAAAAUAAAUAAAAUUCCACCUUACUUUCCACUAGCGCUGCACGACAGGGCUGAAAUAUGACACGGUUCUUAUAGCCGCUUCCUCUAACGCUGACUUCAAGUUACCCACAAAUCAUUCUGUGGUAUUUUGUAUUUGAAAGUAUCCAUCCUUUUGUUUUCAAGGAUUUGGUCUUUGAGUUUGAUAUGAGGAAUUUAAGUAACUCUAAGGAUCCUGUGUAACUUGGGAGAGAUUCAUAUUAGUUGUCACUUUUAGAUGCUUGGGACAGUGUACCCCCCAGAGACCCAGGCUUCACUCAGUCAAUGAGACCAGAUUUGUAAGGGUGGGCCCAUGAUACUAGGGUUGUAUGGAUACCAGGGGUCAGGGGUGUCACUCAUUCCAUGGCCCAGUGUCAGCUGGUUUGUAAGACCAAUUAAGAUCUAGACAACCAGGUGAGGGGAGUUCCUAACUAACCUAUUAAGACCUAGACAACCAGGUGAGGGGAGUUCCUAACUAACCAAUUAAGACCUAGACAACCAGGUGAGGGGAGUUCCUAACUAACCAAUUAAGACCUAGACAACCAGGUGAGGGGAGUUCCUAACUAACCUAUUAAGACCUAGACAACCAGGUGAGGGGAGUUCCUAACUAACCAAUUAAGACCUAGACAACCAGGUGAGGGGAGUUCCUAACUAACCAAUUAAGACCUAGACAACCAGGUGAGGGGAGUUCCUAACUAACCUAUUAAGACCUAGACAACCAGGUGAGGGGAGUUCCUAACUAACCUAUUAAGACCUAGACAACCAGGUGAGAAGGGGAGUUCCUAACUAACCUAUUAAGACCUAGACAACCAGGUGAGGGGAGUUCCUAACUAACCUAUUAAGACCUAGACAACCAGGUGAGGGGAGUUCCUAACCAAUGAAGACCUAGACAACCAGGUGAGGAGGGGAGUUCCUAACUAAUCAAUUAAGACCUAGACAACCAGGUGAGGGGAGUUCCUAACUAAUCAAUUAAGACCUAGACAACCAGGUGAGGGGAGUUCCUAACUAACCUAUUAAGACCUAGACAACCAGGUGAGGGGAGUUCCUAACUAACCUAUUAAGACCUAGACAACCAGGUGAGGGGAGUUCCUAACCAAUGAAGACCUAGACAACCAGGUGAGGAGGGGAGUUCCUAACUAAUCAAUUAAGACCUAGACAACCAGGUGAGGGGAGUUCCUAACUAACCUAUUAAGACCUAGACAACCAGGUGAGGGGAGUUCCUAACUAACCUAUUAAGACCUAGACAACCAGGUGAGGGGAGUUCCUAACCAAUGAAGACCUAGACAACCAGGUGAGGAGGGGAGUUCCUAACUAACCAAUUAAGACCUAGACAACCAGGUGAGGGGAGUUCCUAACCAAUUAAGACAGAGACAACCAGGUGAGGGGAGUUCCUAACUAACCAAUUAAGACCUAGACAACCAGGUGAGGGGAGUUCCUAACCAAUUAAGUUCUAGACAACCAGGUGAGGGGAGUUCCUAACUAACCAAUUAAGACCUAGACAACCAGGUGAGGGGAGUUCCUAACCAAUUAAGAUCUAGACAACCAGGUGAGGGGAGUUCCUAACUAACCAAUUAAGACAGAGACAACCAGGUGAGGGGAGUUCCUAACCAAUUAAGACCAAGACAACCAGGUGAGGGGAGUUCCUAACCAAUUAAGACCUAGACAACCAGGUGAGGGGAGUUCCUAACUAACCUAUUAAGACAGAGACAACCAGGUGAGGGGAGUUCCUAACUAACCAAUUAAGAUCUAGACAACCAGGUGAGGGGAGUUCCUAACCAAUUAAGACCAAGACAACCAGGUGAGGGGAGUUCCUAACUAACCUAUUAAGACAGAGACAACCAGGUGAGGGGAGUUCCUAACUAACCAAUUAAGACCUAGACAACCAGGUGAGGGGAGUUCCUAACUAACCUAUUAAGACAGAGACAACCAGGUGAGGGGAGUUCCUAACCAAUUAAGACCAAGACAACCAGGUGAGGGGAGCUCCUAACCAAUUAAGACCGAGACAACCAGGUGAGGGGAGUUCCUAACUAACCAAUUAAGACCUAGACAACCAGGUGAGGGGAGUUCCUAACCAAUUAAGAUCUAGACAACCAGGUGAGGGGAGUUCCUAACUAACCAAUUAAGACAGAGACAACCAGGUGAGGGGAGUUCCUAACCAAUUAAGACCAAGACAAUCAGGUGAGGGGAGUUCCUAACCAAUUAAGACCUAGACAACCAGGUGAGGGGAGUUCCUAACUAACCUAUUAAGACAGAGACAACCAGGUGAGGGGAGUUCCUAACCAAUUAAGACCAAGACAACCAGGUGAGGGGAGUUCCUAACUAACCUAUUAAGACAGAGACAACCAGGUGAGGGGAGUUCCUAACUAACCAAUUAAGACCUAGACAACCAGGUGAGGGGAGUUCCUAACUAACCUAUUAAGACAGAGACAACCAGGUGAGGGGAGUUCCUAACCAAUUAAGACCAAGACAACCAGGUGAGGGGAGCUCCUAACCAAUUAAGACCGAGACAACCAGGUGAGGGGAGUUCCUAACUAACCAAUUAAGACCUAGACAACCAGGUGAGGGGAGUUCCUAACUAACCAAUGAAGACCUAGACAACCAGGUGAGGGGAGUUCCUAACCAAUGAAGACCUAGACAACCAGGUGAGGGGAGUUCCUAACCAAUGAAGACCUAGACAACCAGGUGAGGGGAGUUCCUAACCAAUGAAGACCUAGACAACCAGGUGAGGAGGGGAGUUCCUAACUAAUGAAGACCUAGACAACCAGGUGAGGAGGGGAGUUCCUAACUAAUGAAGACCUAGACAACCAGGUGAGGAGGGGAGUUCCUAACUAAUGAAGACCUAGACAACCAGGUGAGAAGGGGAGUUCCUAACUAAUCAGUGACCUUACUCGAUCAAUCAAGAACAAACGAGGAGCAAAAACCCACAGACACUCGGCCCAUAGACAUAGAAUGGAACGAGUCUGACACCUGUGGUAUCAGUGGACAGCUGUAUUUUUAUUGAGCGCUGGGCACAUAAUCCUACCACCAGAGGGCGUUGUGGAGCCAACUCACCCAAGCAUGACUAUCUGUGUGCAUUAUCCACAUGGCUUGGCCAUUGGCUGUGGAAACUCUCGUCUUAACAUGCAUACGCCUGUAAUCUAGUCUCUUAUCUGGAUAUUGAGCAGUAUAUAGAAAGCAAGCCUACUCACAGCCUCUAGAACUCUGUUGAUAUCAUAUACACCAGGCUUCCCCAUCUAGAACUCUGUUGAUAUCAUAUACACCAGGCUUCCCCAUCUAGAACUCUGUUGAUAUCAUAUACACCAGGCUUCCCCAUCUAGAACUCUGUUGAUGUCAUAUACACCAGGCUUCCCCAUCUAGAACUCUGUUGAUGUCAUAUACACCAAGCUUCCCCAUCUAGAACUCUGUUGAUAUCUUAUACACCAGGCUUCCCCAUCUAGAACUCUGUUGAUAUCUUAUACACCAGGCUUCCCCAUCUAGAACUCUGUUGAUAUCAUAUACACCAGGCUUCCCCAUCUAGAACUCUGUUGAUAUCAUAUACACCAGGCUUCCCCAUCUAGAACUCUGUUGAUAUCCUAUACACCAGGCUUCCCCAUCUAGAACUCUGUUGAUAUCAUAUACACCAGGCUUCCCCAUCUAGAACUCUGUUGAUGUCAUAGACACCAGGCUUCCCCAUCUAGAACUCUGUUGAUAUCAUAUACACCAGGCUUCCCCAUCUAGAACUUUUGAUAUCAUAUACACCAGGCUUCCCCAUCUAGAACUCUGUUGAUGUCAUAUACACCAGGCUUCCCCAUCUAGAACUCUGUUGAUGUCAUAUACACCAGGCUUCCCCAUCUAGAACUCUGUUGAUAUCAUAUACACCAGGCUUCCCCAUCUAGAACUCUGUUGAUAUCAUAUACACCAGGCUUCCCCAUCUAGAACUCUGUUGAUAUCAUAUACACCAGGCUUCCCCAUCUAGAACUCUGUUGAUGUCAUAUACACCAGGCUUCCCCAUCUAGAACUCUGUUGAUGUCAUAUACACCAGGCUUCCCCAUCUAGAACUCUGUUGAUAUCAUAUACACCAGGCUUCCCCAUCUAGAACUCUGUUGAUGUCAUAUACACCAGGCUUCCCCAUCUAGAACUCUGUUGAGUAGCAGUACAGUCCCAGUAACCUCCACUAACAGUACAGUCCCAGUAACCUCCACUAACAGGACAGUCCCAGUAACCUCCACUAACAGUACAGUCCCAGUAACCUCCACUAACAGUACAGUCCCAGUAACCUCCACUAACAGUACAGUCCCAGUAACCUCCACUAACAGUACAGUCCCAGUAACCUCCACUAACAGUAGAGUCCCAGUAACCUCCACUAACAGUACAGUCCCAUUAUUCUCUACUAGCAGUACAGUCCCAGUAACCUCCACUAGCAGUACAGUCCCAGUAACCUCCACUAGUAGUACAGUCCCAGUAACCUCCACUAGCAGUACAGUCCCAGUAUCUCCACUAACAGUACAGUCCCAGUAACCUCCACUAACAGUACAGUCCCAGUAACCUCCACUAACAGUACAGUCCCAGUAACCUCCACUAACGGUACAGUCCCAGUAACCUCCACUAACAGUAGAGUCCCAGUAACCUCCACUAACAGUACAGUCCCAGUAACCUCCACUAACAGUACAGUCCCAUUAUUCUCUACUAGCAGUACAGUCCCAGUAACCUCCACUAACAGUACAGUCCCAGUAACCUCCACUAACAGUAGAGUCCCAGUAACCUCCACUAACAGUACAGUCCCAGUAACCUCCACUAACAGUACAGUCCCAUUAUUCUCUACUAGCAGUACAGUCCCAGUAACCUCCACUAGCAGUACAGUCCCAGUAACCUCCACUAGUAGUACAGUCCCAGUAACCUCCACUAGCAGUACAGUCCCAGUAUCUCCACUAACAGUACAGUCCCAGUAACCUCCACUAGCAGUACAGUAACCUCCACUAACAGUACAGUCCCAGUAACCUCCACUAACAGUACAGUCCCAGUAACCUCCACUAGCAGUACAGUAACCUCCACUAGCAGUACAGUCCCAGUAACCUCCACUAACAGUACAGUCCCAGUAACCUCCACUAGCAGUACAGUCCCAGUAACCUCCACUAACAGUACAGUCCCAGUAUCUCCACUAACAGUACAGUCCCAGUAACCUCCACUAGCAGUACAGUAACCUCCACUAACAGUACAGUCCCAGUAACCUCCACUAACAGUACAGUCCCAGUAACCUCCACUAACAGUACAGUAACCUCCACUAGCAGUACAGUCCCAGUAACCUCCACUAACAGUACAGUCCCAGUAACCUCCACUAACAGUACAGUCCCAGUAACCUCCACUAACAGUACAGUCCCAGUAACCUCCACUAACAGUACAGUCCCAGUAACCUCCACUAACAGUACAGUCCCAGUAACCUCCACUAACAGUACAGUCCCAGUAACCUCCACUAACAGUACAGUCCCAGUAACCUCCGCUAACAGUACAGUCCCAGUAACCUCCACUAGCAGUACAGUAACCUCCACUAACAGUACAGUCCCAGUAACCUCCACUAACAGUACAGUCCCAGUAACCUCCACUAACAGUACAGUCCCAGUAACCUCCACUAACAGUACAGUCCCAGUAACCUCCACUAGCAGUACAGUCCCAGUAACCUCCACUAACAGUACAGUCCCAGUAACCUCCACUAACAGUACAGUCCCAGUAACCUCCACUAGCAGUACAGUCCCAGUAACCUCCACUAACAGUACAGUCCCAGUAACCUCCACUAACAGUACAGUCCCAGUAACCUCCACUAACAGUACAGUCCCAGUAACCUCCACUAGCAGUACAGUCCCAGUAACCUCCACUAGCAGUACAGUCCCAGUAACCUCAUCAUCUGCCUGCCUUUGUAUCUAUGGAUUUGUCCCAAAUGGCACCCUUUUCCCAAAAUAGUGCACUACUUUUUCCCAGAGCCUUAUGGUGAUUCAUUUUGAUGCCUCAUUCAUUCACACUGAGGUGCCCUUAUCGUCUCUCUGUUGCACUCUCUCUCUCUCUCUCUCUCUCUCUCUCUCUCUCUCUCUCUCUCUCUCUCUCUCUCUCUCUCUCUCUCUCUGUCUCUCUGUCUCUCUCUCUCUCUCUCUCUCUCUCUCUGUCUCUCUGUCUCUCUCUCUCUCUGUCUCUCUGUCUCUAUCUCCCUGUUUCUCUCUCUACGUGUUUCUCUCUCUCUGUGUUUCUCUCUCUCUGUCUCUCUCUCUGUUUCGCUCUCUUUCUCUCUCUGUUUCCCUAACUCUUUUUCGCUCUCUCUCUAACAGCCUCCUUCAGUGAUUAUUAAAGCAGUUGUAUUCUGAGACAGACGGUAUACUACCUUUGGGAACAGAUUGUUUUAGAGGUACUGUGUGAGAUGAGAGAGGGAGGGAGAGAGAAAGGGGAGAGAGAGAGAGAGAGAGAGAGAGAGAGAGGGAGAUGAGAGAGGGAGAAAGAGAGAGGGGGAGAGAAAGAGAGCGGAAAAGAGACAGAGACCAUUAGAAGGCCCAUAAUUUAGCCACAGAGGAUCAAUAGCUUUUUUUUUUAAAUAGCCUAGCUGUGGAUUGUAGCUCAAUAACAAGAGGUAGCUUACAGUCAGGAACGCGCGGCAAAUCUGUCAGUGGGAAAAACAGCAUGCAGACAAAAACCUUUUGCAAUAUUUCAAAUACAAUGGAAUACGAUGUGGCUCCUGCUGAAAACACUCUGCUGAAAACACUCUGCUCCUGCUGAAAACACUCUGCUCCUGGUGAAAACACUCUGCUCCUGCUGAAAACACUCUGCUCCUGCUGAAAACACUCUGCUGAAAACACUCUGCUCCUGCUGAAAACACUCUGCUCCUGCUGAAGACACUCUGCUCCUGCUGAAAACACUCUGCUGAAAACACUCUGCUCCUGCUGAAGACACUCUGCUCCUGCUGGAAACACUCUGCUGAAAACACUCUGCUGAAAACACUCUGCUCCUGCUGAAGACACGCUGCUCCUGCUGAAAACACUCUGCUCCUGCUGAAAACACUCUUCUCCUGCUGGAAACACUCUGCUCCUGCUGAAAACACUCUUCUCCUGCUGAAAACACUCUGCUGAAAACACUCUGCUCCUGCUGGAAACACUCUGCUCCUGGUGAAAACACUCUGCUCCUGCUGAAGACACUCUGCUGAAAACACUCUGCUCCUGGUGAAAACACUCUGCUCCUGCUGGAAAUACUCUGCUCCUGCUGAAAACACUCUGCUGAAAACACUCUGCUCCUGCUGAAAACACUCUGCUCCUGCUGAAAACACUCUGCUCCUGCUGAAAACACUCUGCUGAAAACACUCUGCUCCUGCUGAAAACACUCUGCUCCUGCUGAAAACACUCUGCUCCUGCUGAAAACACUCUGCUCCUGCUGGAAACACUCUGCUCCUGAAAACACUCUGCUCCCACUCUGCUCCUGCUGAAAACACUCUGCUCCCACUCUGCUCCCGCUGAAAACACUCUGCUCCUGCUGGAAACACUCUGCUCCUGCUGAAAACACUCUGCUCCCACUCUGCUCCCGCUGAAAACACUCUGCUCCUGCUGAAAACACUCUGCUCCUGCUGGAAACACUCUGCUCCUGAAAACACUCUGCUCUUGCUGAAAACACUCUGCUCCUGCUGAAAACACUCUGCUGAAAACACUCUGCUCUUGCUGAAAACACUCUGCUCCUGCUGAAAACACUCUGCCCCUGCUGAAAACACUCUGCUCCUGCUGGAAACACUCUGCUCCUGCUGAAAACACUCUGCUCCUGCUGAAAACACUCUGCUCCUGCUGAAAACACUCUGCUCCUGCUGAAAACACUCUGCUCCUGCUGAAGACACUUUGCUCCUGCUGAAGACACUCUGCUCCUGCUGAAAACACUCUGCUCCCGCUGAAGACACUCUGCUCCCGCUGAAGACACUCUGCUCCCGCUGAAGACACUCUGCUCCCGCUGGAAACACUCUGCUCCUGCUGAAAACACUCUGCUCCUGCUGAAGACACUCUGCUCCUGCUGAAGACACUCUGCUCCUGCUGAAAACACUCUGCUCCUGCUGAAAACACUCUGCUCCCGCUGAAGACACUCUGCUCCUGCUGAAGACACUCUGCUCCUGCUGGAAACACUCUGCUCCUGCUGGAAACACUCUGCUCCCGCUGAAGACACUCUGCUCCUGCUGAAGACACUCUGCUCCUGCUGAAAACACUCUGCUCCUGCUGAAAACACUCUGCUCCUGCUGAAAACACUAUGCUCCUGCUGAAAACACUCUGCUCCUGCUGAAGACACUCUGCUCCUGCUGAAAACACUCUGCUCCUGCUGAAGACACUCUGCUGAAAACACUCUGCUCCUGCUGAAAACACUCUGCUCCUGCUGAAAACACUCUGCUCCUGCUGGAAACACUCUGCUCCUGCUGAAAACACUCUGCUCCUGCUGAAAACACUCUGCUCCUGCUGAAAACACUCUGCUCCUGCUGAAAACACUCUGCUCCUGCUGAAGACACUCUGCUGAAAACACUCUGCUCCUGCUGAAAACACUCUGCUCCUGCUGAAAACACUCUGCUCCUGCUGAAAACACUCUGCUCCUGCUGAAAACACUCUGCUCCUGCUGAAAACACGCUGCUG